Molecule: messenger RNA, 1800 nt
Organism: Pundamilia nyererei
Lineage: Eukaryota; Metazoa; Chordata; Actinopteri; Cichliformes; Cichlidae
Gene: fech
Product: ferrochelatase
Exons: 9
Coding region: 42-1100 (352 amino acids)
Biological process (GO): heme biosynthetic process
Cellular component (GO): mitochondrion
Molecular function (GO): protoporphyrin ferrochelatase activity
Source: RefSeq, a predicted model, not a curated record
GACUCUCUCCUGUCUGCAGGAAGCCGAAGACGGGGAUCCUGAUGCUGAACAUGGGAGGACCCGAGAAGCUAGAAGAUGUUCACGACUUCUUGUUACGCCUCUUCAUGGACACAGACCUGAUGAAACUCCCAGUACAGAAUAAACUCGGCCCAUUCAUCGCCAAGCGGCGCACACCGAAGAUCCAGGAGCAGUACAGCAAGAUCGGAGGAGGCUCGCCCAUCAAACACUGGACGUCCAUGCAGGGGGAGGGCAUGGUGAAGCUGCUGGACGAGAUGAGCCCUGAGACGGCUCCUCACAAGUUCUACAUCGGCUUCCGGUACGUUCACCCGCUGACGGAGGAAGCCAUUGAGGAGAUGGAGAAAGAGGGAGUGGAGAGAGCUGUGGCCUUCACGCAGUAUCCUCAGUACAGCUGCUCCACCACAGGCAGCAGUCUGAACGCCAUCUACCGUUACUACAGCAACAGAGCUGACAGGCCGAAAAUGCGCUGGAGUGUCAUCGACCGUUGGCCCACACACCCUCUGUUGGUGGAGUGUUUUGCAGAACAUAUCAGAAAUGAACUGCUGAAGUUUCCAGAAGAUAAGAGAGAUGAUGUUGUCAUUCUGUUCUCGGCACACUCACUGCCCAUGGCUGUUGUAAACAGAGGUGACCCGUAUCCUCAGGAGGUGGGAGCCACAGUUCAGAGGGUCAUGGAAAGACUGGGUCACUGUAACCCCUACAGACUGGUGUGGCAGUCCAGGGUGGGGCCCAUGCCGUGGCUCGGUCCCCAGACAGACGAGGUGAUCAAAGGUCUGUGUGAGCGAGGGAAGAAGAACCUGCUGCUGGUGCCCAUUGCCUUCACUUCGGACCACAUAGAGACCUUACACGAGCUGGACAUCGAGUACAGACAAGUGCUGGGAGAAGAGUGUGGGGUGGAGAACAUCAGGAGGGCCGAGUCAUUGAAUGGGAACCCUCUCUUUAUGAAGGCCUUGGCAGACCUGGUCCAGUCCCACUUGAAGUCCAACGAGCCAUGUUCCCGUCAACUGACCCUGCGCUGUCCGCUGUGCACCAACCCCACCUGCGGAGAGGCGAAAUCCUUCUUCGCCAACCAGAAGCUCUCAUAGAAACUCAAGACACACAUUCUGAUGCAGCAGGGCUACCUGUGGAGGAGCUCGAGGCCUUCUUCUAAAAAGCUUCAUUCAAACGCACAAGCCCACAACACCUCUCCAACAAGAGUGUCAGUUAACCAGGAAAUGCCACCAAGAAAGGACCAAAUGGUUUCUGCAAAUGUAUUCUCACACACACAUUUACUUUAGGUUUUGGUCUUUAGAUGGGACUAAUAUCUGCCUUUCAAAACCUCUUUAUGCUACUUAAAUUCAUCAUUUUAUUUCACCAGAGAGGUUAAACCGUCAACAGAUACCAUUUGGUCAAAGCUUGUGUAGAUUAGAGAACUGGGACAUCACAUGACCGGAAAAAAUUGCACUAAAAACUGCAUUUCCCCUUACUCACAUUCUAUUUGCUUUGCGCCUGCAAACUUCCAUCAGAGACCCCGUUUUCUUGCCUCUUCGCUGGUGCUAAAUGACUAACAGUCGGCCAUGAUGACCCAACAUGCACCCAAAGGGUUCUGGGCUGUCUGGCCAUUUCCUUCGCCCUUCAUCUCACCUGCUGCUUCACGCCAUUGUCUCUCCAGGUGGUAGCCCCGCCCAUCCUGCUGUAACUCCUGCAAUUUGAUUGGAGGAGGUUGGAUCCUGUGUGAUAGGAGGGUACUGGCGGGCUUAAGAGAGAAAAAGAGGUUCAUAUUUAAAUUAAAUAAAACUAAAUGAA